CUCUCUCUAUUUCUUUCUUUCUUUCACUGUCUUUCUCUGCCACACAUCACACCCAGCAGUUGCAGCGUUGCAGAGGCUGCAGCACUGCAGCCCAGCUGCAGAGAGAGACAGACUCAAAGAAAUAAUAUAAAACUUUGGCAAGGAAAAAGAUAAAAGAGAGAGAAAAAAAACCGAUUUCAAGUUUUUGAGAGUAUUCUAUUGGGUUGGGUUGGGUGUCUCACAAAGUUUUUAAGAUUAAAGCUCUGAGCUUUUUAUACACAAAAAAAGAGUGUCUUGGUUUUCUUGGGUGUGUUUUCUUUUAGCAAAUGCCUUAAAAAUGCAACAAAUGAAGCCAGUUGUUGUUGUUUGAGCUUUUGGACGCAUCAAAGGCUUGAGUUUUAGCUUCAGCUUUGUCUUGCUGUUUUUGGGUUCUUUGGGAGUUAUGGCUGGUCUGAUCGAUCUGAACAGCACGACGGAGGAGGAGGAGGAGACGCCGUCAUCUGGGUCGUCGUCUAAUUCUUCUGGCUCUAAUGCUUUGAUUUCUGGGUCUGUUUGCUUGGAGCUCUGGCACGCUUGUGCUGGCCCAUUGAUUUCUCUGCCCAAGAAAGGUAGUGUGGUGGUUUAUCUUCCUCAAGGCCACUUGGAGCAAGUGAGUGACUUCCCGGCUUCGGCUUAUGAUCUCCCUGCUCAUCUGUUUUGCCGAGUUGUGGAUGUUAAGCUUCAUGCGGAGACUGGCAGUGAUGAAGUUUACGCUCAGGUUCAAUUGGUUCCUGAAAGUGAGGAUUUUGAGCGGAAAGUUGGGGAAGGGGAAACAGAUGGGGAUGAGGAUGCUGAGGCAUCAGAGAAAUCGACUACUCCCCAUAUGUUCUGCAAAACCCUUACUGCUUCCGAUACCAGCACUCAUGGAGGCUUCUCUGUCCCUCGCCGUGCUGCUGAGGAUUGUUUUCCUCCCCUGGAUUAUAGUCAACAAAGACCUUCACAGGAGCUGGUGGCAAAGGAUCUGCACGGCCUUGAAUGGAGGUUCAGACAUAUCUAUAGGGGGCAGCCACGCAGGCAUUUGCUCACCACUGGAUGGAGUGCCUUUGUGAACAAGAAGAAGCUUGUUUCUGGAGAUGCUGUAUUGUUCCUGAGGGGUGAGGAUGGAGAACUGAGGCUUGGAGUUAGAAGGGCAAGCCAAGUAAAAGCUUCUGCUAGUUAUCCAACUUCUUGCAGCCAGCAUUUAAACUAUAACUCCAUUACAGAGGUGGUGGAUGCUAUAUCUAUGAAGACUGCAUUUAAUGUCUACUACAAUCCAAGAGCCAGUUCGUCAGAAUUCAUAAUACCUUUCCGUAAAUUUUUGAGGAGCCUUGGUCAUUCCUUCUGUGCUGGAAUGAGGUUUAAAAUGCGUGUUGAGACAGAAGAUGCUGCAGAGCGAAGAUAUACUGGACUGGUAACUGGGAUUAGUGAGUUGGAUCCCCUAAGAUGGACUGGAUCCAAGUGGAAAUGUCUAGUUGUAAGGUGGGAUGAUAUAGAUACUAGCAAGCAGCAUGGCCGGGUUUCCCCAUGGGAAAUUGAGCCAUCUGGUUCAAUUUCUAAUUCCAGUGGCUUUAUGGCAUCUGGUUUGAAGAGAUCCAGGAUGGGCAUAUGCGCAGAAAAACAAGAAUUUCCAGUUCCUUAUGGGAUUGGAGCCUCAGACUUUGGGGAAUCUUUAAGAUUCCAGAAGGUCUUGCAAGGUCAAGAAAUUUCUGGUUUUGAUACUCCUUUUGGUUCUAUAGGGAGUCAAAAUCAGCAUCCCUCUGAAUCGAGGAGAGUCUUUAACGGCUCUAUUGGUUCCAGAGGUACUGAUCUCAGAAACUCAUUUGUGAAUUCUGAGAUUGCCUCUAAAGGCUUUGGUGAAUCUUUCCGAUUCCAGAAGGUCUUGCAAGGUCAAGAAAUAUUUCCAAGCACACCAUAUGGAAGAGCUCCAGCUACUAACGAGCCUCGUGAAUAUGGUUGCCCUGGAAUCUUUGAUGGUUUUCAGGUGCCAAGCUUUAGGAAUGGAUGGUCUAAUAUGAUGCAGGGCAAUAAUACACCUAUGCACCGAGCUGCCCCUGUACAAGUGUCAUCACCAUCAUCUGUGUUGAUGUUUCAGCAAGCUAUGAAUGCAGGAGCCGAGUUCAAUUCAGUUUACAAUGGUCAUAACCAAAAGGAACAGAGAAGACUGCAACACACUCCUUAUUCUGAAUCAGAUGGCGGAAGGCAAACAUCAUCCACAUUCGGUGAACGAAGCUUCAGCAGGCAAGGGCAUGGAUCCAUAAAUUCUUUUAAUCAACAUGGCAUUUCACAUCCUCCUCUUUCAAGUCCAUCUUCAUUGAGAGGCAGUCAAGACAUGGUUUCAUCGUGCAAAAGUAGCUGCAGACUCUUUGGUUUCUCACUGUCUGAGGAAACACAUGCCCCAAAUAAAGUGGACAACAACACCUCAGUUCAAUUAGAGUCUAAUGCUUCUAUGUUCCCCAAUGUUGAACCCCGAUUCAAUUCAAAGCCUCCUUUGAUGUCUGCAGCAGCUGGAAUUCCCUGUACCAAAGAAUGGGCUUUCAACUGGCGUGGAGAAAGGAUGGAAAGUUGUUUACAAGGAUAGUGAAUUAGUGUGACAACGCAGGCCUUGUUGGGAUGUUCCACAGAAGAAAUGCUACCACAAUAUUAUGUAAGAAGUAUGAGAGUGAAGACUCUUGGCGCCUGAGGUUUUUCUCAGGUUCAAGUAUCGUAUUUUACGUAAGAACUGUUAUGUGGUAUAAAAAAUAUUGUAAUUAAGCGCUUUUAGUGACUUUGAUUGUAUUAUUAUUAGUUACGCUCUAAGAAAUGUUUUGCAGAGAAUCAUCCAUGAUUUCCUCUUGCAAGAGGGCCUAUCUGAAACUCAAACAAAUUCUAUCCAUUUGGAAUUGUUAAAUUCUA
Molecule: messenger RNA, 2889 nt
Organism: Argentina anserina (silverweed cinquefoil)
Lineage: Eukaryota; Viridiplantae; Streptophyta; Magnoliopsida; Rosales; Rosaceae
Product: auxin response factor 3
Exons: 12
Coding region: 422-2575 (717 amino acids)
Biological process (GO): response to hormone; regulation of DNA-templated transcription
Cellular component (GO): nucleus
Molecular function (GO): DNA binding
Source: RefSeq, a predicted model, not a curated record